UGACUUUCGUAUUUAUUAAUGAAUAAUUAUUUCAGAAAAUGCGGGAAAAUGUCUGAAAUUUUACAAAAAACCUUUAACGUUCUUGUUGGUUCUGGGGAGGGGGUAGGAUGGGGGUCUCCCACCUCUUCCAACCCGCACUCCCUAUCUGGUUCCCUUGCUGCCACCCUGCGCCAGCUCGCCCUGGCACCCCUCAAGGAGGAAAAGGAACUGUGCAGGGUUCAGAUUGAGAACUGUGUAUCUAUCCUGUCUAACCCUGAAACAUCUCCAUCUACUACAGCUGAAUGCCUGGUAAAGGGCAUGUUUAUACAACUGAUGGGACAGGAUGCAUCCGGUCUACAGAUCUACGCUGUAAAGAUGGCACAAGCGUCAUCACUUUUACACAGGAAACUUGGAUACCUUGCAUCAUCUAUACUUAUACCUAACUCAAGUGAGUUGUUACUACUGCUAACUAACUGUGUUAUGCGGGAUAUCUGUAGUAAAAGUGUCCCCAGUAUUCUAACAGGUUUGAUAGCAGCCUGCAAUCUUAUCUGUGAUAACUCAAUCCUCUCUUUACUAACAGAUAAGGUUAUACAGUUGGUGAACUACAAGAACCAUCUAGUUAGGAACAAGGCCUUGAUAACCUUGGAUAGGUUCUGCUACAUCAGGGAGCCGGAUCCCGAGAUUGGAUUGGUCGGAUUAAGUCCUGUACUGCAUGUACAUCAACAAAUAAUAGAGAAUAGACUUCCUAAAGAUUUUACGUACAGGUAUAUUUACAUUUCCUAA
Eurytemora carolleeae is the source of this 762-nucleotide messenger RNA. RefSeq names its product AP-4 complex subunit epsilon-1-like. Gene Ontology annotation, cellular component: AP-4 adaptor complex; membrane coat. NCBI's taxonomy places the organism in Eukaryota, Metazoa, Arthropoda, Copepoda, Calanoida, Temoridae. The record is from RefSeq and is a predicted model, not a curated record. Bases 19 to 762 code for a protein of 247 amino acids. Gene Ontology annotation, biological process: receptor-mediated endocytosis; intracellular protein transport. Gene Ontology annotation, molecular function: cargo adaptor activity. The transcript is spliced from 7 exons.